This is a messenger RNA of Symbiodinium necroappetens, 1356 nucleotides long. NCBI's taxonomy places the organism in Eukaryota, Dinophyceae, Suessiales, Symbiodiniaceae. The record is from the annotation of a GenBank genome assembly.
GUUGACGUCUCGCAAAAUUUCUUUGAGGAGACCAAAGGUGCCAUAUACCAUGCAAAUGAUCAUUUUGCCAGCAGCCCACCUCCAGAUUGUGACCCUGCUACCACCGACUCCUAUGUGCACAUAUUCAAGCACGUCUAUUUGCACAGAAACAAAGCGAACGCAAAGGAUUGCAUUGAUAUGUGUUUUGGGUUGGCGCUCAAGUUCGAUUGGGGCACGCACACUCGCCUGGCUCUCAUGGCUCUCACUUACAUGAUGGACAAGAUGGGGGGUAAACAGAUUCGAGAUUUGGUGGUCCAGCCCAAAUUCGAGAAAAAGGCUACCAUUGAUGAGGAUGCUCGGAAGGCCGGCUAUCGCUUCAUACGGGAACAUGGACUGCAGGCUAACAACGUGAACCAGUUCAUGGAGUGGUCAUCACCGCACUCCACAACUAUUCACGCGGAAGACAAAAUUGCUAAAACUCUAGAGUAUUGGCCGUUUACAUUGAAGAGUAUGACGGGGUGGUUUUUCGACGGCAUCCUCGUGCACAUGCUGGGCUCCAUUAGUCAACAUGGCAUCACCUGGAUCGGGAAAACCCGUACAGGUAAGAGUCUCGGUUCAAAAACCGUGGCGUUUUGUCAAUCGAAGUACGAAAUCGAGCAAGCCGAUCGGGAUGCUCUUUCGCCGGCUAUCGUAACAGCGAAGCACUUGGAUUUUUUCAAGUCCGAGCCGGCAUCCAAAUUCAAACCUGCCAUCUUCGACGACGACAUGUUGCAGAAGAUGGAUGCCUCGUUCCUCAAAGCGUUUUUGAAUCCCUCGGAAGAAGAUGCCACCGUGUGGGCACGCUAUUCGUCAGCAUAUUUCGAGCAGGGUGCGGGACGGCAGGCAUGCAACAACCCGUACGACCAAGAGUGUGACAAGGACAUGUACCGAAAGAUGCAAGCAUCAGGUAUUUGGGAAAUCAAGCAUGAGAAUUUCGUCAAGUUGAUCCAGCAGUCCUUUGCGAGCAUAGACGAAACAGAAGACAUGGAUGCUAUUCUCGCCCGCACGCACAUGAUCAUCAUCACCGAUUUCGGCAUCUACUGGCGACUCGCAAGUUCCUCGAAAAACGACGUGAAGUUUGUUUCAUGGCAACAGGAUGAACCCAAAGAUUUGCUGGCCCCCGCCGAAAAGCCCAUAUCGGCCUACAAGAAAAACCCUCACAGGCACAGUCCCCCAGAAAGCUUCCAGCAGGACAUGAUUUGGUCAUUGGAGGUUCUUCAUUUCUUCACCGCCUAUUCCAGGGGGAAACCCUCCCGCGGACGGUCACAAUUCGUGGACGAAGCUUGUUUCAGACACACCACAACCACCACGACAAAUCGCACCCCGCAUACUCGAUGA